UCCUCUCCUGCUCACUUAACGCCUCCCGCUCCUCCAAUGUUCCUCUCAUUCGCACCUCCUCCCCUCCUUCAGCACUUAUUUUCACCCUUUAUGCGUUCAUGGCUCCCUAGAUUUCCUUCCCGACAGCUCGCAACAUCCCUCUCUCUCUCUCUUUCUCCCUCUCCCUUUUUCUCCGCCACCUCUCCUCACACACACACACACACAUCUCUCUGCCUUUCUUCCCAUCACACAGCCAGCUUCAUCGCCUCUCAUCGUCUGUGUCUGCCACACACACACACACACUCAUAGUCAUUCUCUGGCUCUCACACGUGUCAGUCGGCUCUCCUUCUGCGUGUCCUGCAGUCCGGCUGUGGUUCAGUCAUGGAGCACAGCCACAUCUUCACCGUGCUGACCACCAACUCCAGCUCCUGGAGCCCUCGCGGUUGCCCUCUCGGACAGUUUCCAGUCGUCUACUACAGUUCCUUACUGUGCCUCGGCCUGCCAGCAAACAUCCUCACGGUGAUCAUCCUUUCUCAGCUUGUGCUGCGGCGGCAGAAAUCCUCCUACAACUACCUACUGGCCCUGGCUGUAGCCGACAUCCUGGUCCUGCUGCUGAUCGUGUUCGUGGACUUCCUUUUGGAGGACUUCAUCCUCGGAGCACCUCUGCCACACUCGCUCAACAAAGCCGUGCAGGUUCUGGAGUUCUCCUCAAUACAUACCUCCAUCUGGAUCACAGUGCCACUGACCAUCGACCGCUACAUCGCUGUGUGCCAUCCACUACGCUACCACACGGUCUCCUACCCAGCCCGAACUCGCAAAGUCAUCUUGGCGGUGUACGCUGGGUGCUUGAUCUCCAGUGUGCCGUAUUAUUGGUGGCCGGAGCUGUGGCACGGUCUCCCAGGAGCGAGCCCUGGGGGGCGCAGCAGUAGUGCAGGACAGCAUGUGCUAGUGUGGGUCCACUGCGCCACGGUUUACCUGCUGCCCUGCUCGGUCUUCUUUUCCCUCAACGCAAUUAUUGUCCGUAAGCUCCGCUGCCGUCGCAGCUGCUUCCGCCUCCGAGGAUACUCGACCGGAAAGACCACGGCUAUCCUUUUAGCCAUCACCUCAGUGUUCGCCGUUUUAUGGGCGCCUCGGACACUUAUGAUUCUUUAUCAUCUUUACACGGUGCAACCAGCGAUGCCGGGUCCGGCUAGACUCCUGCAUUUGGUAACGGAUGUAGCGAACAUGCUUGCUCUACUCAACACCGGGGUCAACUUCUUCCUCUACUGCUUUAUAAGCAAGCGCUUUCGGAGGAUGGCCGGGACGGUGCUCAAAGCCUUUUUCCGCUGCAGAAAACAGCCGCCACCUUUUUACGCCAGUCACAACUUCUCAAUCACCAGCAGCCCAUGGAUCUCGCCUGCAAACUCGCACUGCAUUAAGAUGCUGGUGUACCAGUAUGACAAGAACGGCAAACCAGUUUGCAUAUCCUCAUGAAUGCCAACUCGAGUCGUGCCAUUCCAAUAUAAAGAAAGCUAACGAAUCAAGCAAGCUUGGGAAAGUACUUCCCGACUGGUAGAAGGCAAUGAUGGGAUUGCUAGGAAGUGCCUCAAUAAGACACGUCCAGUGUCAGGCUCAGAGAAAAUCUGGGUAAAAUAAGGCUCAUUGACUGGUGGAAAAAAAACAGGAGUUGUCAUUAAGCUAUAACAGCUAAUUCCUUUCAGGAAAUCAAUGCAAAAAAAAAGACUCUCAACGUUAAGAAUAACACAGAAAGGCUUGCUUGGAGUUCUAGCCGUUGACCAUCCAAACUAGUGUGAGAUAUGUGUGGAAUUGAUAGACAUGUCAUGCUAUAAACUAUAUUCCCAAACUUAAAUAUCAUCAGCGAAGAUAUUCACUGUAUCUCCAAUCGCUAGCAUGGUUUUGAGUGGAUUGCACACCAAAGCAACAUUUUUCGAAGAGGAAAAGGAUUCAAAGCUAAAGCCGACAAGACGUUACUGUAUGUCAACCGCCUUUCGCCUCUCACCUUCUCAGCAGAGAGAGAGACAGACAGAGCACUUCCUCCCUUUAUGACAUUAAAAACAAAGCUGGCAUUUUAGUUUAAUAUGCCGUUGGUCUCCAAGGGCCUCGAAGCUCUUAUUAACGCCUUUAGAUAUGCUCAGUGCUGGAAACCUGCUUCGAUAUUGCUGCCUGAUGAAGAAUAAUAGCGAACGUGAAGACUUCUGCUUCAACAACGUCUAAAGAAAAAAAAAAGCUUCUGGUGCAACUGACUGUUAAAUGUGCAAUUAAGGCAAAAAACACCUUUAGAGAAGAAUUAAUAUUCUUGAUCAUUCAAAUCGAUGUUUUAAGACACUCAUUGCUCAGUACGUGAAAGGAUUUUCUGUCACAGAGACAAACACGAAAUAAUUAAGACUUUGCAACUUCUAGCACACACAAAGACACACACACGCACAUUCAUUUAUCCUUGGCUGGGCAGCCUCGAGAAAAAAAAAAGCGAAUAAGAGAACAGUUUUCAAAUAAAAUCAAUUGCUUUCUUCAGAGUGAGCUAUUGGGGAAAGCCACAUUCAUUUAUCUUCACAGGAGCGUGGUGUAGCGGGCUGCCAUCUGGGGUGCUUUAACUGUGGUGCAUAUAUAUUUAUACUAUACGGCGGCGAACAUGUUCCUAGAUAAGGUAGACAACUUAAAAAUGUAUGAUCUCUGUCGUAGACAAGGAUAUAUUCACCUGUAUUAUUAUAACCACAGGGCAAACUAGAUGGUUCUGCUGGAAGCUUGGGGCGUUGUUGAAAAUGUAAAAGAGUAAUGGUGUUCGUUUGAGCAUUGAAAAUGGUGACUUUCCAUUACAGCGUCCAUCUUAAAGAGUGUGGAUUUUAAAGGAAUAAUUCACCCAAAAAUUAAAAAUCUGUCAACAUUUGAUCACCAUUAACUAGUUCCAAACCAGUUUGAGUUUUUAAUUUUUGGCUCUGUCUAAAAGGAAAGAAGACAUUUUGAAAAAAUAGCCACUGACCUAUAUAGUAUUUCUUUUUCCUACUACAGAAGAAGAACUAUGUUUCAAUCCAAAGAUGCAAAUUAACUUUGUGCGCAUAACAGGAAUAUCACAUAAAAGACGUGCGAAUAAAGCAGCAUUGCCAUCCAUUGAGUUAAGAGAACAAAAAUCGCCAUUUCCUGAUUACCUGGCAGCUAAUAUCAACAUUAAAACGCAAUUUGCUGUGGUAGGAGAAGCUGCGUCAAUCUUUUUUUAUUUAAUAAAUUACUUGCGCUUCAGAAGACGAUGCCGACGCGCAAUAAAAUCAUGGUGGUGUGUAAAGGUAUGAGACCUAGAGCACAGAUGCUCUUGACAGUAAUGGAGGUCAUUUAUAAU
Molecule: messenger RNA, 3310 nt
Organism: Danio rerio (zebrafish)
Lineage: Eukaryota; Metazoa; Chordata; Actinopteri; Cypriniformes; Danionidae
Source: RefSeq, a predicted model, not a curated record